Molecule: messenger RNA, 3354 nt
Organism: Paraphaeosphaeria sporulosa
Lineage: Eukaryota; Fungi; Ascomycota; Dothideomycetes; Pleosporales; Didymosphaeriaceae
Product: cell morphogenesis protein-like protein Sog2
Exons: 5
Coding region: 173-2941 (922 amino acids)
Molecular function (GO): protein binding
Source: RefSeq, a predicted model, not a curated record
GGCCCAAAGCAGGCUGGCGCGCCUUCCCGCCAGCAGCACGGGCUCCUUGCGUGCUUCAAGCCAACGCCACGGACAGCUCGUCCGCUGCCACCACCAGCAUUCCGACGAGCAUGCUGCCUCCGCCCAGGCCGUCCCUGCCCGCCCGCUGCGAACGCUCCCCGCCCCAGUCGCCAUGAGCAACGACGUCCCCACGCCCAUCUCCGACGACGAGGUCGUGGCCCUGGCCAAGGCCGCCUUCGAGCAGUCCCGCGACGACAUCAACCACCGCGCCGCAGAGACGCCCAAUGCCCAGCGCGACCUGCAGUCGCAGCAGCCCGGCAUCACCAUCGACCUCGGCCACAAGAGCAUUGCCCGCCUGCCGGACGAGGUCAUCGAUGUCAUCCGCGCCGAGAUCGAGAGGCUUGCCCUCUCGCACAACCUCCUGACCACCCUGCCGACCCGCAUCGUCGAGUGCAAGCGCCUCCGCUACCUCAACGUGCGCUACAAUGCCAUGCGCGAGAUCCCCGACUGCAUCUUCGACAUGACGUCGCUGGAGAUUCUCGAUGUGAGCAGGAACAAACUGAGAUAUAUCCCGCCCAAGAUCGCCAAUCUCGCCUCGCUCAAGGUCCUGGCUAUUGCCAAGAAUCGGAUAGAGGAGCUGCCCGUGUGCUUGGGGGAGAUGAACAGUCUGCAGGUCCUGAAGCUCGACGGCAAUCAGCUGGUGUUUCCUCCCCCUGAUGUCUGCACAAUCAAAACCAAUGCUCCGUCGCCGGCGAACGAGAACGAGCGAGACGCAGUCAUCUCGACCCAAGUCAAGAAAUUCAUGCGCCAGCACGCAUCCAAGGAGAAGCAGCGCGUCGACAUGGAUCGCUUGCGGGUCGAAUCGUCUGGUGAUGAGAGUUGGACUGAAAGCAACCCCGAAACACCGCGCCCUUCAAGGCGCAUCAAUGGUGGACGGUUUCCCGUCAAGCCGAGUGUGAGCAACAUCGAAGGCUUCCCAGAAAAUCGCUCCGACUCACCGGGCAUGGCGCCACCCGUGCCUGCCCGAUCACACUACCGUGUAGCCUCCCAAACACAACCAAACGGCAUGUCCCGACGCCCACAUCCCUCGCCGCUCAUCUUGACCAAUGGCACCACCGGCUCCAACGAGCGUAACCGGAGUCAGAGCGAAGGUGGAGGCUCAGCAUCGUCUAAUCGCCAAACAAAGCGCAUGGGUAUCUACACGAAGCAGACUCCGACUCCCGAGCUCGGCGCUGUAGAUGAGCUGAAAAAAACAAGUCACUUUCGCGGUUUCAGCCAGGGCUAUCUCGUGCCUGGCAAUACUCUUGCCAACGGCAUGUCCGGCCCAGCUACAGCGAUUGGCUACGGUGACUCUAGCAGCAUGCGACCUUUGGCAAAUCGCCCACUUUCUGAUGUCUAUGAGGAUAAGCGCGGGUCUCAGGCCCCAGACAUUGUUGUGGAAGCAUCCAAGAACUUCCUCUACGCCAUCUCGCAACUGCAUGAUUGCCUUUCACACAUGAUACGCUCAAUCAAAAGGACCGCUCGGUCAAAAGACGAAAUGCGCCGGAAAGAAGACUUUUUCCGUCGCCACCAUACGACGUACCUGAACGUCCGCGCUUUGAAUGACCUUUUGCACAGAUUUGAGAUGCUUGCUGAAGAAGACGAAGAGGAUGCGCAGAAAAUCUCCAAAUCGGUCUAUCGGUACGCUCUGAGGUGCCUCGAUUCAUUCUUAGCCCUCAGCCUCUCGGUGGCAGAGAAUCGCGUCGAGAUCACACGUUAUGCAGACGCUCGUAUCGUGCGGACUUUCCUCUUCCUCCAACAGGGCAGCUUGAUAGAGAUGCGAAACGCUUGCCAGAUCUUAGGAGCUGAAUUCCGCGACAUAGCUGAGGCCAAACGACAAGUCAACGGUGCGAACAAUGUUGGCACUUUGCGACCUCGCCCGCUCAAAACGCGACGAUUCCAGCAGUCUUCACCCCAACGGAAUGGAUCUUCCCAGAUGCCACCACCAGUCAUAUUACACAGCAAUGACAAUAGUAGGACAAAUACCCUCACCAGCAUUAGUUCCGCAACGCCUCGGUCAGGCGAGUCUUUCGCUACUUUGGCUACUACUAUGUCACGGACCAACACGCUAACAAGCAAUUACGAGGAUGCAGAUGAGGACAGUCGAUUCGCAAGGAUCUUCGACAAGCUCAAGGCGACAUGCGAAAACUGCGAGUCGUCCAUACCACAGAUAAUAGAUCGUCUUACGACCAAGCACAGUCAACUAUCCAAAGACUUGGACUCUGAGGACCCAAGACUAAAAGUACUAGGCAGCUUAAUCGAGAAAAGCCACGAAGUACAGCACAUAUCCAACCGACUCUGGGACCGUUUGAGAUACAUGCAGUUUGGCGACCACUACGUGCGUAACCAACCGGACUUCUGGCAACAGUGCAUGGGUCUCAUCAAGGCAUGGGGUGACCUGGCACAAGCUAGCACGGCUCAAGGGCGAAAUAUGGGUCUGCUUAGUCCCGAGGUGAAACAACUGAUGAAGCCACUACACAAGACAGUGAAGGAUGCUAGUCUGGCUAUCAACGAUUCUCCCUGGUCGCAUCUUACAUCGAACAACCCUGGACUCAUGUCUUCGCUCUCGUCCUUUACUUCCCGAACCCAGCCUCCAAGAUUCUUGAGCAAGUCAACCAUGAGUUCUGGCACUGGUCUCUCGCUUCCCGGUCCGAUCAACACUGCCAUCACGAAUCUGAACUCGGCAUAUGCGCAGCCCUACUCCACCUCAAGCGUAGGGUCCCAGGGUUCAGGAGGUUACAUCACCCCAGUGCCGGCAACACCGUUAAGUGCAGCUUUGGGUGCUGCUGCACAGGCAACGAUUCCGAACACGCCUAGCCAUCCUCCACAUCUCUCUACCAGCACGAUCAACUUCAACGAGCGUGCUGAUCGAUUUCUAAGCCAGACUGCCCGGCGCAUUUGAUGUCGGUAAUUCAAGCGCCAGCUGUAUAUCUUCAGUGGCAUAGACUUAUCCACAACUACUUGUAUCUUUAUUCGACAUUCCAGCGAAGGUGUUUGAGGUAACUUGGUCUUUCAGGUUCGUAAGGGCUCAAUUGCAUGGCUUAGGCGUUGGGGUGCGCCACUUGGGUACGCGCAUUUCCUAUCUGGCAUUUGAGGUGUUGUGAUGAUUUCAAGUCAUGUUUUACCGAGGGAUCGCAUCAUGUGUAUUGGAAUGCUUCAGACGAGCAAUGUAUGUAGGACAAUUGGUGUCAUCCGGUGACACCUCUAUUACCCACGAUGAAGCCGCUCUACUUCUGGUAUUGCUGCUGUGCAUGUUUCCUAGGAGCGCGUGUUUUCCAUUUGCGGAAUUUCAGGUCGUUCAAAGUGCAGUCAAUU